AUGGACGAGUUCGCACAGACAGGAGCACAGCAGGAUGAUCUCUUUGAUGACAUUCAGUAUGAUCACUCAAUGCAGACUCGUGGGGAUGACCUCUUCAGCGAUGAAAUCCAACCCAUGAAUCAAGAGCUUCCUCAUACAACUACUGCCAAAUCAGAGAAGCAGGAGGAAUCAAAUAAGCAACCAGAAGUACAGAAACCAGCUGCGACUACAGAGUCAGUACCAGAGCCAUCAACAAUCCCUGCAGAGUCAACGCCAGCACCUACGACUUCGGCACCAGCUCGCGGUGGACGUGGAGGCACUAGAGGAAGAGGCAGGGGCAGGGGUCGCAACCAACAGGACAGAAGCAACCAGGAUCGCAAUGAUCAGGUCCGUCCGAACUCGGAUCGCAAUACCAAUGAGCCUCGUCGCAACAACAACGAAUCUCGCCGCAACAAUCAGGAGCGCAACAAGAAGGAGCCGCAACCAAAAGAUGCCGCAAACGUACAACAAGAACAGCAGCAGCAACAACCGUCAUCGAACACUACUGCCGAACCCUCAAAGCCAGCCACCAAUGCUGUACGAGGCGACCGUACCGCAACAGGAGGCCUCCGCAAGCCCAAACUAAGCGAACAAGAGCUAGCCGAGAAGAUGUCGAGAAUAUCGCUCAAGAACGAAAAACUCGCUGCUGCUCACGCACGAGCUGAAGCAGAUGCUGCCGACUUUGCCGAGCGUGAAGAAGUUGCUGCAAAGCGUCGACAAGAAGAACGAAGAGAAAGACAGCAAAUGAUGGGCGAAAGAGAAAAGAACAGACUGCGCAAGCUGAAAGCUGUUGGUGGCAGAGAAUGGGAUGCUGAGAAGCCUGAAGAUGCAGAUGCUUUUGGUGGUCCCAGACAACCUGGCGGUAGAGGACGUGGUGCAUACGGAGGUAUCGCGGGUCAACGCAACCCAGAUGUCUCUCGCGAGGGCUUUGGUGGCGAUAGGGAAGACUAUACCGAUGGACGAGAGUAUAUGUACCGUGAAGAUCGUGGUAGAGGUAGAGGUCGUGGAAGAGGAGGUCGUGGUGGUGGCUCUGGCAGAGGAGGACGUGGCCCUCAGCAAGAAAAGCCAGUCUCUCAAUCUGUCCCCAAGCCUACGGACUUCCCAGAUCUGGCGGGUUCGUCCUCAGCUCCCAAGUUCGAUAACGCUCCGCCGCCGACCAUGGCAUUCCCGACCAAAGCGAAGGUCGAAAAGCUCGAUAUCGAAGAUCAAAUGACUCCAGGAACCGAGAAAAAGUCUUGGGCUGAAAUGAUGGAGUAA
This is a messenger RNA of Aureobasidium melanogenum CBS 110374, 1275 nucleotides long. RefSeq lists its product as uncharacterized. Bases 1 to 1275 code for a protein of 424 amino acids. NCBI's taxonomy places the organism in Eukaryota, Fungi, Ascomycota, Dothideomycetes, Dothideales, Saccotheciaceae. The transcript has a single exon. The record is from RefSeq and is a predicted model, not a curated record.